AUGACAGACAAAGACAAUAAAAAAGAUUUCAGUAAUUAUUAAAAUAGUCCUAUUUAAGAUAAAAAGUGCACUGAUGUAAUUUGCUGUAUAAUAUAUUUACUAUUCACUAUUGCCUUUUUAGGAAUAGCCGUAUUUGCCUUUAUGAACGGCAAACCUAAUAUAUUAGCCUAACCAUACGAUAUGAAUCAUCAAGCUUGUGGAAUAUCAGGAAAUGAGGACUACAAAUUUAUAUAUUUCCCAAAUCCUUCAAACAUUAAGGAAAAUGUUUGUAUAGAAAGCUGUCCAUAAAAAGAUUAAAAUUCUGUAAAAUGCUUAAAAAAUGAUUUGUGUAAAGAUGGAUAGUUAUAAAAAGGCUAAAAUUUAAAAGUAUUAAUUUAUGAAUCUCGAGGAGUGUAUAAUAAAAUAUGUAUUCCAUAUGAUAAAGAUUUCAGUAAAAAAGUAUUAAAUACAAUAGAUAUAGACAAAAUAGAAGCAUUGGCUUCUGAUUUAAGAAAUACAUGGAUGAUUUGUAGUUUAUCUUCAAUUAUUGCAAUUAUAAUUGGAAUGUGUGCUGGAAGUGUGGUUUGGUUGUUUAUUAUUAUUAUAUUUUCAAGUUUAUUAACUCUUGGUAUAUUAUUCUUAUUUUAAUAUAGAUAAAAUACAAAUCCAAUUGAUAUUUCAACUAGUAAAUAAGCAUAAUAAGUUGCUGAAGCUAUGAGUAAAUUUAAAGAUAAAAAUUAAUGUUUAGUUUUUAGUAUAAUCUUAUUUAGUUUAGCCGGAUUAUUUUUUUUGUUUAUAUUAUGCUCAUGUAAUAGAAUUAAAAUAUGUACUUAAAUUAUAAAAGUAAUAUUUAUAUAUUAAUAUAUGUUAAAAAUAUAAAUUAUUUUCAUAUUUUAGGCUGCUGCUAGAUUUAUAAUGGAUAAUCCAAGAUUAUUACUAGUUUCCUUAAUUACAUUUAUUUUUAGUUUUAUUUAUUUCGCUUUCUGGUUCAUCAUUGCUAUUUAUUUAUAUUCAUCAGGUGGAAUUACUGAUUAACCGGGAUCCUUACCUUUUGGAUAAGUUAAAAUGACCAGGGAAAUUCAAAUUAUGGGUUGCGUACAUAUAUUUGCUUUAUUUUGGAAUGAAGCUUUUAUUUCAGCCUCUAUGUAGUUUAUUAUUAUAGGAGCUGUGGCAUAUUGGUAUUAUUAAGUUCCUGAAGUAGAUGACUCACAUACAACAAUGAGUGCUAAAUCUUAUUUUGCAAAUCAUUUAGGAACAGCUGCUUUAGGGUCAUUUAUUUUAGGUGUUAUUUAAUUUUUAUAAUUAAUAGUUUAAAUUAUUGAAAAUUAAUUAAAAUCUGGGGAUGGGUCUGAAAAUGUAGUAGUUAAAUUUGUAAUGAAAUGCUUAUAAUGUUGUCUUGCUUGUUGUAAUUAAUGUGUUAAGAAAAUCAACUAAAAUGUAUAUGUAAUAUCUUUUGUUAAAGGAGAAAGCUUUUGUGAUGCUGUAUCUUCAUAUUUAGGUUUAUUUGCUUCUAAUCCACUUAGAAUUUCAUUAGUUUCUGGUUUCGGAUACUUUUUUGAAAUUCUAGGAAAUUUUGCAAUUUCAGGAAUUACUUCAUUAAUUUGUUAUUAGAUAAUAACUUAAACAUCAUAUUAUUAAGCAAGGGUCGAAAAUCCAUUAGCCCCUGUUUUUGUUAUUGCAAUCGUGAGUUUUUUUGUUGGAAGUUUUAUUAUGUCAUUGUUCAGUGUUGUAGGAGAAACUAUGAUAGUUAUUUAUUGUAUUUAGGAUGCUGGAGGAUCUAAAAAAUCUCAAAAUUGUCCUAAGAAUAAAAAUUAUCAAAUUUCUGAAAAAAAGAUUAUGUAAAUCAAUUUGAAUUAUAAAGAGAAUAUUAUACAUUACGAAUUAGAAACAAAAGAAAGAAAUAUUUAAUAUUUAAUUAAUUUCUUAAUUAGAAGAAUAUAUUAUUUUGAAAAAAAUAAACUUAAUAACUCUCAUGAAGAAUCUAUAUAUGAAUAAUUGGGUAAUAUAAUUAGUUUUGUUUCUUCAAAUAAUAAUAUUGCAGUUUCUUAUUAUUUUACUCAGAAAAAUAGACCGAUUUCGAUUUUUAAUAAAAAAUGUAUUAACAUUUAACCAUUUUAUACGCAAAAAUAAAAUAACACAAUUAAAUAAGUAGGAUUAGAAGACUUUAACAUUAUUAAAUGCAUCGGACUUGGGGGGUUUAGCAGAGUUUAUUUAGUUCAAAAGAAAGAUAAUGGAAAAAUGUUUGCACUUAAAUUAAUAGAUAAAUGCUUUAUUAUUGAAAAUAAAAAAGAAAUAAUUGUUUAGAAUGAAAGAAAUAUAAUGAUAAUUGUUUUACAUCCUUUUUUACUUAAAGUUGAAUAUACUUUUGAAAGUAAAAGCUAUUUAGGUUUCAUCAUGGAAUAUUGUGCAGGAGGGGAAUUAUUUUAUCAUUUAAGAAGAAUUAAAAGAAUGGACGAGGAAAUGGCUAAAUUUUACUUUGUAGAAAUUUGCUUAGGAAUAGAUUAUUUACAUAAAAGGUUAUUUUAAAAUUAAUUUAAUUUUAAAUUUUAUUUUUAAAAAAGGCAUAUUAUUUAUAGAGAUAUAAAACCUGAAAAUAUUUUACUCGACAUUGAUGGGCAUAUUUGUAUAGGUGAUUUUGGUUUGUCAAAACCUGAUAUGGAUAAAAACGAAUUUGCUUAUAGUUUUUGUGGUUCACCUGAAUACAUGGCUCCUGAAAUGCUUUUGAAAGUUGGACAUACAUAUACUGUUGAUUAUUAUUGUUUAGGAGCUUUAUUAUAUGAAUUAGUAACUGGUUUACCUCCAUAUUAUAAUCAUGAUACGAAUUAAAUUUAUUAAAGUAUUUUAAAUGAAGAGUUGGAAUUUCCGAAUCAUACUUAAUUAUCCUUAGAGUUAAAAGAUUUGUUGUAAUAACUUUUAGCCAAGCAUCCUUUGAAUAGGUUAGGGGUCGUAAAUGGAAUUAGAGAUAUACUUAGCCAUUAAUGGUUCAAAAAUAUUAAUAUUGUUGAUAUUUUAGAAAAGAAAGUUGAUCCUCCUUUAAAACCUAAUAUUUUAGGCUUUAAUUUUGAUGAAGAAGAGUUUUUGAAUGGAGAAUAAGAAUUUAAAAAUAAACUAAUUAAUUGUUAAUUAGGCAAUGAUGAAAAAGAGUUGCCUAUGAUAUUUAACAACUUUUAUUUUGAUGUAAAUAAAGAAAGAAUGAAUAAAAAAAAAAAUCAAGAAGAAAAUAAUUUAAAUGGAAUUAAUUUAAAAUAAUAAAAAAUGCAAGAAUAAAUAAUAUCGAAUAAAAAAAAUAAUAAUUAUGUUUAUUAAUAAAAUGCAAUAGUAAAAAUAUAAGUUAAUUAAAAAAAUAAAAACAGAGGAGGAUAAUGA
Messenger RNA from Ichthyophthirius multifiliis, 3345 nucleotides. RefSeq names its product protein kinase domain protein. Gene Ontology annotation, biological process: transmembrane transport; protein phosphorylation. The record is from RefSeq and is a predicted model, not a curated record. The transcript has 10 exons. Lineage: Eukaryota; Ciliophora; Oligohymenophorea; Hymenostomatida. Gene Ontology annotation, molecular function: transmembrane transporter activity; ATP binding; protein serine/threonine kinase activity.